Electrophorus electricus (electric eel) is the source of this 2416-nucleotide messenger RNA. Its product is annotated as UDP-glucuronosyltransferase-like. Gene Ontology annotation, molecular function: UDP-glycosyltransferase activity. Lineage: Eukaryota; Metazoa; Chordata; Actinopteri; Gymnotiformes; Gymnotidae. The record is from RefSeq and is a predicted model, not a curated record.
GUCUCCUUUUGUGGUGAUGUCUGUCACACUGAAAACAAGGCAUUUUGCACAUUCUACCCUUUUGUCUUAGAAUUGUUUUGGACAGAGUUCAGAACAGAGCGGGUUUCCCAGUAAGGAUGACGGGUGUUCUACUGUGGCUGUAUUUCCUCUUCCUGGGCUCAGUUCAAACCGGAAAGCUGUUGGUAAUUCCUGCAGAUGGCAGUCAUUGGAAUAAUAUAAAGUCUUUAGUGGAGGAACUUGGAAGGAGAGGGAAUGAGGUGGUGGUCGUUAUCCCCAAAGAAAGUCUGAGUUUGGGUCCCUCCAAGCACACGACCACGCUUACCUAUCCUGUCAACUACACUGUCGCUCAGAUUAAAAAACAAAUAGCAUCAAAUCUGAGUAAUUAUAUUGGUGUCGACACCUCUACUGACCUAGCCAGGUUUCAAAAAUAUGUAUUAAUGAUAGACGCACUUAAGGUUGGUUCAGUGAAGAAUGUCGAGAGCCUGCUCUUCAACAAGGAUUUGAUGAAGACAUUAAUAGAAUGGGAGUUUGACGCUGUCCUCACAGACCCCUUCGAGUGUGUAGGCGUCAUCGUUGGAGAAUAUCUUUCCAUCCCUUCCAUCUACAUGCAAGGCAACCAUCCCUGCGAUGCGCAUUUUUUAGCCACCAAGAGUCUGAGCCCACCCUCGUACGCCCCGCAUCUGGCCACCCACUUUACUGACCGGAUGAACUUUUGGCAGAGGGGCGUGAACACUCUGAGAUAUUUUCUGCAGCCCAUGGCCUGCGGACGUUUGUAUACCCAUGCAGACAGGAUCGCCUCAGCGUUUCUGCAGAAGGAAACGUCCAUGCUGGAGAUCAUGAGCCAUGCAGCCAUCUGGCUUGAGUAUAUCGACUACGCCACGGAGUUUCCUCGACCGCUGAUGCCCAACGUAAUCAUGAUGGGACCCAUCGCUCCUGAGACAAAACCGCUACCACAGGACCUGGAGACGUUUGUGAACGGCUCCGGGGAGCAUGGGUUUGUCAUCUUCACUCUGGGCUCCAUGGUGUCCGAGCUGCCCGAGGUCAAAGCUGGGCAGUUCCUGGAGGCUUUUAGACACAUCCCCCAGAAGGUUGUGUGGAGAUACACUGGGGCACUUCCCAAAGAUGUCCCAAAGAACGUCAAACUGAUGAACUGGCUUCCGCAGAACGAUCUCUUAGCACACCCUAAGGCUAAAGCAUUCAUCACACACGGUGGGACACACAGUAUCUAUGAAGGGAUCUGUAACGGUGUACCCAUGGUGACCAUUCCGCUGUUCGGGGACCAGGCAGACAACGUGCAGCGCGUGGUCUCCCGCGGCGUUGCAGAGACGGUGAACAUCUUUGACCUGACCUCAGAGAAACUGCUGGUGGCUCUCAGAAAAGUCAUCAAUGACAAAAGCUAUAAAGAGAAGAUGAUGAAGCUGUCAGUCAUUCACAGAGACCAUCCAAUCAAACCGCUGGAUUUGGCUGUGUACUGGACCGAAUAUGUUAUGAGGCACAAGGGGGCGGCGCAUCUGCGGUCAGCAGCCAAUGAGCUGAACUGGAUUCAGUACCACAGUCUGGAUGUCAUCGGCUUCCUGCUCCUUGUCCUGGUCACUGUGGUCUGCGUGACUGUCAAAACCUGCAUGUUCUGUUUCAAGAAGUGCUUCCGGGUCACUCCGAAGAAAAAAAAGGAGUAAUUGUUGAGUGAAUCAGACUAUCAGGUGACCUAUCAAUAUUUUGUGUACACUGGAUAUUCACCCAGUUAGAUGUUUUACUCAAAUCCAUUUUGUACCUUUUCUUUAGCCAACGGAUUGACAUGUAUCAUCUGAACACUUGAAAAUCCCCACGUCCUCUGAAUGGAGUCAGAGUAUGGUGGCUUUGUGUCUGGCUUUUAGCGCACACUGGUGUUUGAUUUCUGGUAAUGGUCUAAUUACAAAGGUUUCAUCACUAACCAUUUUUUAAAAAUGUUCUAUGCUAUAAUAAUCAGCUUGACUUGAAUGGACAUGGGUUGUAGCAUCAUGGGUUCAACACAUGGGGUCAUGGAGACACCAGCUCAUGGCAUCAUGUGGGGCAAUUUAGAGGAGGCUGAUGUUAUCAAAUGGAUGAUGUCUUUACUUUUCUGUGCACAUCCAUUCUUUCAGAGAAGAUUACAAAACCUAUGGAGAAACUAGACAGCUCUUAAUCUUAUAGAGAUUUUGUUAAUCAGAGAAGCAUUGGCACAAUUUUAUGCAUAUUCACUUUUAACUGUGUUUGUGGACAGAAGUAAUUUUCCAUAUUUAGCUAGAAAUGACCUGUGGCAGCAGCACAGUGAAGUAAUGUUGUGGAGAGGAAUGUUUUCAGAGAAUCCUGAAACCAUUGCCCUUAGGACUUUGACAGCACGGUACCACAGAGCCCAACCCAAUUCUGUGUGAUAAUCUCUGCGUACUGAAUAAAGUGC